UAGCUCGGUUGGCUCUUCGUCUUUUCAACCCGUCGCUUCAGUCCUGACGUAGCCAUAAAUGGUGACACGUGGCGGCCUGCCAUUGGUCAUCAGGCAGCCAACCUGCCGUUUUUGCCAGAAUUUGAAUUUGGGCGGUCUCUUUCGCCUAUACAUACAUGCCCCCCAUCAUUCCAUUUCUUCCUACUGCUGCUUCCAUUACUGACGAUUCUGAAGCUCAAGCCUUUUUCUCAAACUCCACUGCCAUUCUUCGUGAUUGUGGGAUUAGGCCCUGCCCUUCUCUGGUAAGUCAUUCUACCUUUAUCCUGUUGCCAUUUUCUUUUAUUUUACACACAUUAGGGCACAAAAACGUAGCUUUUAGGGCAUAGACCAUAGAAAACGUCCCAAACCUCCCACUGUUCUUGGUGUUCUUCGUCUUCCUGAAGAACGCUGAAGAACUGGGGUGAACCGGGCUCUGGGCCUUCUUUUGAUCCAAAAAACCAACCAAACCGGGCAAACAAUAUGUUUGUUUCAACCACAGCAAAAACCGAGAUAACCAAAGGACUUGGUCGCUCAACCGGGCUAACAUCAGGUCUGCUUGGGCGACCGAGCUCCUUAAUUAGACAACCGAGGUGGUUUGGCACCCUUACUGACCGAGCUGAAGUCUAGCUCCUAUUGCGAAAUCGCGCUCACUUACACUUGCCAUCCUUUUCCUGCAGAGUCCAAGGGGACCACUGUCAUUCCUGAACCUCUCAGGACCGAGCUGCAACCAAUUACCACCGUGCCCAACCCAUCAACCGGGCUAUAGUAAGUCGGCCACAAAUGGGGAAAUUCCGCUUCCUAGUGGAUACUCCGGCCGCGCUAGCCGCUUUCAGAGAGGAGUACGGCGUCCCGGCCGACGUCCAUCUCGAGCUGGCCGAAGAAGAGACCACGCCUUGGGGUAGGGAGGAAUGCCCCUUCACCGUGCUGUCCAUUGUCGAAGGGGGCCUUCGUUUCCCUCUUAACCCACUGAUUAUCGAGUUCUUACGCCGAACCGAGCUAGCGCCAACCCAAGUGUCCACCAACACGUACAGGAUAAUAAACGGCGUUCAUGAGCUAAACAACCGGUUAGGCAUUAGCCUAGGUCUAGCCGGGGUCCUACGCCAAUACACCUUGGGCCACACCGGCGACGGUCUCGCCUAUUACCUCAAGAUUAGACCGGGCAGAGAGAAAAUCGUAACCGGCACACCAGACAAGGAUCUUCACGAUGAUGAUUUCUUCUGGGUGUCUGGCAACUACGAGACCGCCGAGGUACCGGGCUGGAUGAUUAGCAAAAAUUUUGAGAGCACAUGUAAGCCGCGCAAAUUAUCCCGGUCUAUACACUUUCUCGAUUUCUGUGUAGUUUUUAAUCAUUCUCUUGUUUCUUUUGCAGCCAUCCAAGCCUUGCAAGCUAACUACAAUUUCCUCAACGUAGAGGCAAUCAGGACCGCGCUUCGCUACCGCAACCGAGAUUGUAACCAACUCCUCGGCUACAGUCCCACAUAUAGAUACUCCGCUCCCCGCCGGAGUAAAGUGACUGACUUCCUCCGAGCUCCAACACCUCCACCGGAUCCUAGUCUGCCAGACGUUCCCCUCAUUCGCCUGACCGAGGAAGAAGAAAUGGCCAAGCGUAGCAGAAUCAAGAACCUGCUCACCGCCACAUCCGCCGAGGUGCCGAGCGUCGUAACUCAGUCUCCUGCCGCCGGUCAAUCCAGUGGUGCAGUGGUUGCCCUUGCCUCUCAAUCCGCCGGGCAAUCCAGCCGAGAACCAUCUGCGCGGCGCACCGGAAAAAGAGCUCGGGUAGACCCAUCCGCUGAGUUAGCCGCCGAGCUAACUACUGAGCAUCCAACUGACACCCCCGCCCCAGUACCGGCCUGGCGCCCCCACUUGAAGCACCGGGGUCAGGAUAUCCCGGCAACGGCUUCGAUCAAGGCUGACAAAGAGCAUCUGCUCGCCUUUGAUCUGUCAAAAGCUCUGCUACUACCGAGCGACGUGGUCGGCAGCGACCACGUCCCCGACACUCGGUUGGUCAAGUCGUCAGUGAAGUCUAUGGCCAGGGCCAUUCAAAAACAACACUUGGUUUUGGAGCGCAUCCACCGGCUUAGGCAAAAAGCCAACGACACAGCCAGCCAGGUUGAAAGCCUUCAAGCCGAGCUCGGCCGGGCUAAGUCUUCGCUUGAAAUGGCCAACUCCGACAAUAACAGGCUGCUCGGCCAGCUGAAUGUGGCCGAGAAAAAACGAGAUGAGCUCCAAGCCGAGGUGGACAUUCUGAAGAAAUCGAAGAAGAAAGCAUGCCGGGCUGCAAACACCGCUGGCUUCAACGAGGCCGAGGAGAGCUACAAGAAGCAGGUCUUUGCAACGCAAGACAUCUACUUCAAAGCAGGCUGGAAGUCUGCCUGCGAACACCUCGGCCAAGGCUCCGGCACCGACGUAUUUGCCAACCCUCCUCCAGCUUCGCUACCGGUCUACCUUGUGCCUUACGCGAACGACGUAUUCAGCGCUCUGCAAGCAGAGGCCGAGGAGGGACUUGAAGAUGGAGAGGAUGACACUGAUUCAAAGGCAGAGGAGGCCGAGGUGCCGGAGCAGCCCGGCAGUGCUGAGCCCGGUGCCCAAGAAGUCAGUCCUAUCAUCAACCUUGAUGCCGGCGAGGACGAGUUCACCAAUCUCUCCCCCCUAGUUUAGUUUUCUUUUUCCUUGUUUUUGUAUUUUUGCUUCCAACCCCUUUGAUGUAA
This is a messenger RNA of Camellia sinensis, 2726 nucleotides long. The record is from RefSeq and is a predicted model, not a curated record. NCBI's taxonomy places the organism in Eukaryota, Viridiplantae, Streptophyta, Magnoliopsida, Ericales, Theaceae.